This is a messenger RNA of Bombyx mandarina (wild silkworm), 976 nucleotides long. RefSeq names its product peptidoglycan-recognition protein SC2. Gene Ontology annotation, molecular function: zinc ion binding; N-acetylmuramoyl-L-alanine amidase activity. Gene Ontology annotation, biological process: peptidoglycan catabolic process. The record is from RefSeq and is a predicted model, not a curated record. NCBI's taxonomy places the organism in Eukaryota, Metazoa, Arthropoda, Insecta, Lepidoptera, Bombycidae.
GAUGUACCGUCCGGACUGCAGUUCUGACUUCGUUUUGAUGGACGAACGAAUGAUAGCAUCAGCUUCACGUGCAGCAGUUUCGCCGCCUAUAUCACAGCUUAACGUGUCCAAAUCAUCGAGGGUCCACAUCGGGCCCAAGUUCGUAUCGGUCACACAAAAAGUCAGGAAUACAGAAGAAAUAAAAGAACUCCCGCUGCCGCGUUACCUAUGGAAAGUUUUGAAGAAUACAAGCAGAGCAGAGAGACUAUCGUGCUCCGUAGCGCUCACCGCUCUUGUCAUAUGCAUCGGGCUAACUUUGUACUUCGCUUUGACAACCGAGACAGUCGCAAACGAUGAUGACAUCGAUGUCGCUCCUCAUGAAUGGAACAUCACAAGGGAGAUGUGGUUGGCUCAAAUUGUAAACGACACGGAAUCAGUCAGAGAAUAUAACCCGAUUCGUCUGGUCAUCGUUCAGCAUACGGUCAGCCCUGAAUGCGACACCUUCCAAACAUGUGCGUCGCAAAUGCGUAUUCUUCAAUCCAAUGUCUUACACAAUCUUGAAGAUGACAUUCCUUACAACUUUUUGAUCGGCAACGAUGGCAGAGUGUACGAAGGACGAGGUUGGGGACUUGUGGGAGCACAUACGUAUCAUUACAAUCGAUGUUCGCUCGGCAUCGGGUUUCUUGGCGACUAUCGCGAGGAACUUGACCCACACACCAGAGUUACGGAUCUGCAAAUAGCAAGGACGAAAAUUUUACUUGAAGAUGGCGUGAAGCGAGGCUUUCUGCAUCCCAAGUACUACAUUAAUGGUGCUUGCGACUUCCAAAGCACCGCCAGUCCAGGGUCAAACUUGUACAAAGCUUUGAAAAGUUUUGAGCACUUCGACCACAAAGGAAUAUUAGCGAACAGAACAUGUGAUGAAAUAUAUACGAUUCUCAAGAAUAAAAUUUAAUCAGAUUAAUCUAGCCAAAAAUCAAUGAAAUUGGUUUAAAAAAUU